AUUAGUGUUUUUCAAUAAAUAGGUUUAUUGCUUUUUCCUUUCUAUUAAGAAGUUACAGAAGGCUUCAGUUUAUGAGUUAAUCUGUUUUUUUUCUUUUGCAGGUACAGCUGUAGGUAAAGAAAUGUAAACUUGCAGUUCAUGCAGGAAACUUCUCUAGCAUCUAAUUAAGCAGAUAUAGAAAUUGAAAAUGCCAUUUUUGGGGAAAAUUGUUGUUAUUAAGAGAAAUGGAACCGAUGGAACUCAUUUUCCGCUCACUGCAAACUCUUGUUUGUUUGGACGGAAAAAAGAAUGUGAUAUUCGAAUCCAGCUUCCUCAAGUUUCUAAAGAACAUUGUAAAAUUGAAGUCAAUGAAAAUAAAGAGGCAGUGCUGUUUAACUUGAGUUCUGCAAAUCCAACACAGCUAAAUGGGAAUCUCUUUCAAGAUCCCACACACUUAAAACAUGGAGAUAUACUGACAAUUAUUGAUCGUUCUUUCAGAUUUGAAUAUCCACCUUCAUCACUUCCUCAGAAGAGACUUUCUAGAUCUCAAGAGAAGGAAACAUUACAGAUUCUUCAUGUUCAGCAUAUGCAACAGAUGGAUUUGCUGCACCCACACAACUCAGAUUACAAAAGUUCUCCAAUUACUGGCAAGAAAUUUGAAAUUUGCUCUCCUAGAAGAAAUGAGAAAAGACUUCAAAAACAAUACAGCACAUCUGAAUUUAAGUACAAAAUGCACAGCACUGAAAAAGCAAAUGAAUUGUCUCCUUUUAGCAAACUUUAUGAAUUAAUGAAACAUGAAGAUAGCACAGGCAAUGUAAAGGAAAAUACUGAUAAUGAGAACUUGCUGGAAGAUGUAUUUAGCUCAAGAUCUAGGAGGUCUGCAAUGAGUCGAGCAAAGUUAACUAAAGUUGAACAAUCUGAAGAUAGUAAAAUUCAAGGAAAGCAUGAUAUUGUAGCAAGUCCAAUACCAACAUUUGAAGAGAAGAACUCUGAAAAAUUAUCAAGCACUCAAAAUUGUGGUAUACAACAGAAACGAGAAUGUGAGGGUGCAAAUCAGUCAGAUUUUAAGAACAUAGAAGAUAAUGAACUGGAAAAGUAUGCACAUUUUAAAGCCAAACAGCAGAGCGGACAGCAUUUCUCUGAAUCAUGUAUACUGUCAUUGGACUAUGCAGAAAAGGUUAAGUGCCUUAACAAAUUUAACGUAACAGAUGCUUUCACAUCUGUAGAAAAUACUUUGCCCAAAACAAAGCCUAACCAGGAGAGUACUCAAAAUUAUCCCAGUCCACAUUCUAGAAAGUCUCGAAGAUCUUCCAAGUCCAGAAGGACAGGGGUUGAAAUAGAUUCACUGAACAGAAUGAAGAGCUCUGGAGAAAUGAAAGAGUGCCCUGUACAAGUUAGUGGGCAGGAACAUGAAUCUGAUAUUUUGAUUGAAAAUAUAUAUUCUAAAACAAAUGAAAAUAGAGAACUGGUCACAGAAACAGCGCUAAAUCUGAAAGAUUCAGAAGAUGGAAAUUCUAGUACUGUUUUCAGUUCACUUCAUCUUAAUACUAGUGAAAACUGCAAUAACAACAUUGAACUAAAUAAAACUAUUUCAAAUGAAUAUUCUUAUACAGAGGCAAUAGAUAAAGAAUCAAUAAUCCCUGCAGAUCUUUCCCAAACCAGUGAAAUAAUGGCAAAUGAGAUUCCUGAAAAAAACUUGGAAGCAAAGUAUCCUACAAAUGAAAAUAAAAAAAUAGGAACAGAAAACCGUGAGCAGAACAUUAAUAUCAAAAACGAUAUACCUACUUUUUCCAGUUAUGAAAGCAGAGUUCAAACAUCAGCCAAGGUUAAUGCUGUUUCUGAAAUGAAUGUGUUAUGUCCACUUAAUAAAAAGUCAGAGGUUAAGAAAUCACCUCAAAAGCGUAGAGGUACAGAACUAGAUUUUCUAGUCCAAUCACUUGGAAAGAGGAAGAGAGUGUCUUUUGGUGGCCAACUGAGUCCAGAACUCUUUGAUAAGCGCUUACCUCCAAACUCACCACUUAAAAAGGGGGCCAUUCCAGCAAGACUAAGCAUGCCAUUUGGAAACUCACCACGAGCAGUUCUGAAAAAAGCUGCAGAAUUAAAGCAGUCUGUAACACAGGGUUCCUUUGAGAAGAAGCAAUAUGAAAAUAUUGUGUUAAAGAAAGCUGACUCGCCUAGUGUGCCCCAGAGGCUACAAUGUAUCUCUGAUCCUCAUGUUGCAAGUCAAUCUUCAGAGGGUGAAGAAACCACAGUAUCUAAUGCCACUUCAUCAUUAAGAAGGAGCAAACCCUGUGCUUUGAGGAGAAGUUCUGUACGUGGAAAAAGUGGAGCUAUGGGUACUAUUCACUCCAAAAGACGAAGUGGUGCUUCUGAAGCCAACUUGAUGGUUGUGAAGUCUUGGGCGGAAGUAGUGAAACAAGGUGUUCCAAAAGUGCAACUGAAGUCUGCUUCAAAACAGGCCCCUAAAACAAGAUCAAUGAAGAAAGUGGCUUCAAAAUCAUCAAAGAAUAACAAUUCAUUAAAAACACCAAAAAGAAAAAUCAGCGGUUACUUCUCAACAGGACAUGCAAAUUCUCCUGCUCCAAUUGUGAUUGGAAAAGCUCAUUCUGGAAUUUUGAACAUAACUGCACAAGUUCCUAAGGUGGUAAUCAGUUAUCCUUUGAAAAAGCAUUGUGACCUCAAUGAAAGUUUUACAGGGUUGGCUGAAAUGUUCUGCAGUCCACCAAAUGGAAAACAGAAAAGUUUUGUACCAGAAACUCAGAUAUCAGAAAUAAAUGCAUCAGAAGAAUUUGAAAAAAAGUCUGUUUUGGAUGUUAAUAUUUCAAGCCCAAAAAGAUCUUACAAUCAAGAUGUAAUAUUGGAAGAAGUAUCACAAAUACCCAUUCAUGAUAAUUUAAUGGUAUCACGAAAUGAAAGAAAUAUAAUGGGAAUGGAAGAAGAAAACCUGCAACAAGAAUCAGAGCCAGUCAAACAGCUUUUGGAAAUCAAGAAGCUUUUGAAGACACCAAAGCAAAAGUCAGAGCCAGUUGAAGCGCUUUCAGCAGUCAAGAGGCUCUUGAGAACACCUAAGGAAAAAUCUGAAUCUGUUGAGGUGCUUUCAGGGGUCAAGAGGCUUUUGAGGACACCAAAGCAAAAGUCAGAGCCAGUCGAAGCGCUUUCAGCAGUCAAGAGGUUCAUGAAGACACCUAAGCAAAAGUCAGAGCCAAUUGAGUCGCUUUCAGGAGUCAACAGACUGUUGAGGACACCUAAGGAAAAAUCUGAAUCUGAUGAGAUGCUUUCAGGGGUCAAGAGGCUUUUGAGGACACCAAAGCAAAAGUCAGAGCUAGUCGAGGCACUUUCAGAAGUCGAGAGGCCCUUGAAGACACCUAAGCAAAAGUCAGAGCCAAUUGAAGCGCUUUCAGGAGUCAAGAGGCUUUUGAGGACACCAAAGCAAAAGUCAGAGCCAAUUGAGGCGCUUUCAGGAGUCAAGGGACUUUUGAGGACACCAAAGCAAAAGUCAGAGCCAGUCGAGGCACUUUCAGCAGUCAAGAGGCCCUUGAAGACACCUAAGCAAAAGUCAGAGCCAAUUGAGGCGCUUUCAGGAGUCAAGAGGCUUUUGAGGACACCAAAGCAAAAGUCAGAGCCAGUUGAGGGGCUUUCAGGGAUUAAGAGGCUCUUUAAAUCACCUAAGAAAAAAUUUGAAUCUGUUGAGGACUUUUCAGGCGUCAAGAGGCUCUUUAAGAUACCUAAGGAAAAAUAUGAACCUGUUGAGGACCUUUCAGGGAUCAAGAGGCUCUUAGAGACACCUGAGCAAAAAUCAGAACCUGUGGCAGUGUUUUCAGGAAUCAAGACAUUGAAAACACCCAGACAGACUAUGGAGCCUCUUGCUGAUGAUACUAGGUUAUCUACUGAAGAACUAUUAAAAGACAUGAUUGGAAGUGUUACCAAAAAUAAAACACAAAUUAUGGAAGAUAUAGAUAUUAAUGGCAUUACUGAGGAAGUUAAGGAAACUGUGAAGCCAAUAGAAGAUAGCGGAAAUAUUCAAAUGACGUCACCAAAGGAAAGAUUUGAACCCAUAAAUAAUAUGGUUGGCAGCAGUCAGACAUUGAAAGCAUCAAAAUCUUUGCCAAUUGAUGACUACUUGGGAUUGCAGAAAUUUAUGAUUGAACCUAGAGAGAGUUCUAUAAUUCCUGAUAUAGAUAAUACAGGUGUCAAAGAGAUGUUGGACACUGAAAAUGAUAAGGCUAAAAUGCCAGAAUCUCUGAAUUUUGUGGAAGAAAAUGGAUCUUAUAUCAGUUCCAGAAAUAAACUGGAGUCCAUGGAAAAUGUGCCUGGAAGUUGUGAAGCAAACCUGGAAAUUAAAAUUGAAAAAGAAUCUCAUUUUCCAGUAACAGAAAAUAACAGUAGUGUUCCAAACCAUAUAGGCCAUGUUGCAUGUAAUUCAUUUAAUGAAUUGAAAACAGAGUUCAAAAAAACAACCAGAAGAACCUCUCUCUCUGAAAACUAUGAGCCAGAUGGAAUGAUUUCCAAAAAUGAAGCCAAAAUUGAUUUUGUAAAGGAAGCAGCUGAAAAUUCUGAUGCAUUAAAAACAGAAAAACCUGAACCACUUGCUUUGGCUAGAACUAGAAGGAAAAUAAAUAACUGUAGUUCCGCAGUAUAUACAAAGAUGAUUCAGAGGCCUACAAAGAAUAGAUCAACAUCAGCUAAUUGUGAGCAAGUCAGUGAAAGUUUUGACAGCCACAAAGAACUAAAUCCAUUGCACAAAUCUGAAAGCAAUUUUGCAACAAUUGAAACAACCAAAUUAUCUCAGAGAGGAAGACCAAAGAAGCAGCAUGUUGAAACAAAUGGGAAUAUAGGAUCUGACAACAUAAACCAUACUCAGGUAUUAGAAAAAUCUUUAAAGGAAGAAACAGUGGAAAAACAGUCUGUAAACAGGAGAAAAGUGGCAACUAAAAGAAAAGGAAAAACUGUUAGAAGUAUGGAUUUGGAAGAAAAUGGACCAAUUCAAGAACAUGAAAGUGAUAUAACUGUCAAAACAAUGCUACGGUCUAGAAAUGUAAAAAAGUGUGCGAGUGACGUAAAGACAACAUUUGCCAAAGGUAAAGCAAAUGACAUAAUAUCAGGGGAAGAAAGUAAUAAAAGAAGAAAGUUUGCUGCAAUACAAUCAAGCCCAGAAACAUUAAUCACAACUUUGAAUGCAGAUAAGAAAGGAAGGCAAAAAUGUACAGUAUCUAAAAUACGUAAAACCGAAGCUUCAGCAAAUAAUCUAACAGCAAUGGAAGAAAAUUUAGUGGGGAAGAAAAAAAAAGUUCAAUUUUUACUUAAAGAUUAUUUUAAGGCUUCUGAAAAAAAAUGUGCACUUGGAUAUGAGAGUAAUAUUCAUAAAGAAGAAGAAAGUCAAACUGAACACAUUUGUAAUGGGAUUCCAAAGGUUCCCUUGGAAAGCAUGCAAACUCCUGCAGAGGCCAGUAUGCCCAGAAUGGAAAAACUAUCAAAAAAGAAUCUGCCUAGCAGAGGUAGAGGCAAAAAAUCAGUUUCCAGCCCUUGUGUAGAAAGUGAAAGCAAUCAGGCCUCUGAUGGGAAAGAUCAUGAUGUGAUUGUCAGUCUAAAAGAAAAUCAGCCCAGAAGGGGCAGAGGAAGGAAGAAAGAUCAAGUGCUCCUCAAAUAUAUUCCUUUAGAAAAUAAUACUUCUGGAGAUUCAACAGCGAACGUAUGCCCUUCAUCCCAAGGCGGAUGUUCUUUGCCACAAGUUCAAAAUGAAAAUUUUGAAGAAUCUGAAAUGUUGCCAUUAGAAAAUGUACAAAAUCAUGAAGGGCACAUGCCGCCAAAAAGGGUAGUAAAAGAAAAUCCACCCAGGAGAGGAAGAAGCAAGCAAGUCAAUGAGCCAUCCGGUAAUAAAGGAGCUGAUGUCCAAGGUCCAAAUAUGGCCAUCAGACAAGAGGAUAAUCAGUCCAAAAGGACAAGGGGGAAGAGAAAUACUCAAGAAUUCUGUUCACUGAAGAGCCAAAAGACAGUGAAAGAGAAUCCACCCAGGCGAGGCAGACAUAAAAAAACUAUUUCUGGAGAUGUAUCUACAGAUUCUGACAAUACACACAUAACCCCUAUAAUAGAUGAAAAUAUAGAUGGCAAAAAUGCUUGUCUUGCAAAGGAGGAUCAGUCAAAAGUAGGCAGAAAAACAAGAAACACUGUUGUAUUUCAGAAAAUCCUUUCUCCUGUUUCUUGUCAUUUGUUGUCAUCAAACAGAGGGGAACAUUCAGAUGAACAGCCAAAUGAAGAUUUGAGGACAGCAAAUAAUGCAAAUGAGAAUUUCACAUACAACUGUAGAAAAAGGAAAGGUGUUCGUGAAAUUUCAGCAAACUCAGUUUUUUCCAGUAAAAAAUCUGAAUUUAUUGAUAAUGACAUUCAACAAAAUGGCAAGAAAGAUUCAAAAGUUGUAUCAAAACAAAAUACAUCCAGAAAUAAAAGAAAACUAUUAACACUUUGUGGAACGUCAACAGAGAAUAAUGAUGAACUAAGAAUUAACAAUAAAAAGAGUCCAUUAGUAACAGAUAAUGUUGGUCCUUUAGAAAACAAUUUUGGAAAAAAGCAUCAAUCAAAGAAGCAAAGAGAAGAAACUAAUAUUGCAUCACUAGCUUCUCCCUCCCUGAAAGUAAGCAUCACUUUGUCACCAUUACCUUCUGCUAAUGAAAAUCAAAGUGGAAACAGCGAAGAUUCUGUUGGAAAAAAGGAAUUAGCAAAACUUUCAGGUACAUACAAUAUAACGACACGCUCUCGAAAGUAUGUUAUUCCAAAAGAAGAGCUUGUUCAUGAAACCCAAAACAAAGAUUUGCAGAAAACAGCUACGGCAACUGUGAUCAAUCAAAGAAGAGGUAGAAGAAAAAUUAAUAAACUUGAGGCUGCUGUUUCUCCUUCCCUCAAAAAAAAAUGUACAUUAUCUGCAGGCAGUGAUAAUUUUCCUAAUGGACAAAUUCUAAAUAAUGUUUCAAAUAAAAAAGUUUCCUUAAUGGGCAAGGCACCGAAAUUUCUUGAAUUAAAAACCAUGACGCAAAACAUCAAUCAAAAUGAUUUGUCUAAUUAUGACCAAAAUAAAAAUCUUAAGCACUCAAAUAUGCUGGUGGAAAAGAAUUCAUCAGAACGUGCAAAAAGAAAAAUUAAUUCAAAAACAGUUACCACUUCUAACAUCGUGAAAAAUAUAAUUCCAGAAAAUAAAUCAACAGUACCUAAAACAGUGCAAACAAGAGGUAAAAGGAAAAUGAAAGAAGAAAAUACCACUCUGAUGACUGAGUUGCCUAAAGAAACCGAAGGCAGGACGAGAGCAAGCAAAAGAAUAAGAAAAUAGAUUACAAUAUUUGCUCUGAGUUAAUUUUUUAAUCUGAAAAAUUACGACCUUAAAACUUUGAAAUUGAAAUGCUUCAACAUUCGCUUCAGCUUAACCGUUGACAUUGAUAAUAUCUGAUGCAAAUAUUUUGUAAAUAGCUUUUCAAAUUAUUUUUAAGAUUUUUGUUUAAAAUAUUAAAGGAUUAGGAAUUUAAAUUUUAACUGUUUUUAUUUGCAUUGUCUAGAAUUUUUAAAAUGCUAAUGUUACUGUACUUAUGUGUUUCAAAAUUAAAAACAUACUUAAGCAGUAUUGUUUUAUAUGAUGAUCCAAUUGAUGCUAAGUAUUUGCUUCCACACUGCAGUAACUGAUGAUUACCAGGGUGAAAAACUAGCUAUUCAGAACAUAGAAAUCUGAAUUUGUACAAGGCCAGUGUUUUCUUUGUUUAACAUUAUCCCUAGAGUCUUGCUGCUUUGUACAAGGCAAGCCUGGAAGAUGUUUGAUUAGCAGUUGGAAGCAUGAUCCAUAAUCCUAUUGAAGGGUAUGUACCCAACUAGAAAAAACAUGGUUUGGAAGUUUGAAUAAACUGCUGGACAUGUUAUCAUACUGUCAAAGCAAAAUGCAAUUAAGUUAGAUAGUCCCAAGUUUUUGCCAACCCAGAUCCUUGGGAAUCCAGGGGCUUCCCAGGACCUUACUGCCCCAUAGCCUUUAAAUUCAAGUAUAGUGUGCUUAUCCAUCUACCCUACCUUUUUAUUGUGCACAAGCUUUUUUGAAAGAAAAGAUUAUAGAAAUUUCAGCAGUUGGAUUGCCUUCGCUUGGGACUCUUCCCAACGUUUUUAGUUUUACUAAGGGCUCCUGAAGUGGUAAAAGAUAGUUCUCUUAAGAAAUACUCACUAAUUUGAAAAUAUUACAGGCUCUGAACAUACUGUUACAUCAUGAGUAUUGGUACUGCCUGAUGGUGCCUGAAUUCUGCUUAGAAUAUUCCAGAAACCACUUGUACAUUCCUAACCUUAUUUUUGCAUAUCCAGAAUCUCUAGUUCAUUCCAUUCCUUACCUCUUUAAUUACACUUUUUAAAUAUCUUUUUUUCCAAUUAAUAUAAAAUGGCUAGUGAGAAAGUGAUAUUUGAAAAUUUUAAUAUUCAAAUUUUGUAUAUGUGAUUGGUGGAUUUGUUCUUAUUUUCAUUUUUCAUUUUAUCUACCUCUUUUUAAUCUGACAUUUAAAUUCUACAUAUCACAUUGAAUUGACUUCUCACCUACCAAACAUCUUUAGGAAGCACUUGGCAAUUGUAAACUCGCAAUCUAACAUUUUUACCCAUCAGCAACUUUACUUGCUAAGAUGUUCAUCCAUAAAUUCAGGAGGCUAUUACCUGUGUGUCUUUUAAAAGUACUAUAUUGCCAUUAAUUUCUGAUGAAAUAAUUACUUGUAGAUUAAACCAGUAACCGUAGUUCCAUGUGAGGCUUCUACACAAUUUAUAAUCAGGAACUAUAUAAUUUUUUGGUUUAUUUAAUUUUCUUUGAAAUACAAGCUGUUUCUGAGUAUGGACUAAUAAAAUUAUUAAAUUAAACACUGCA
Messenger RNA from Pantherophis guttatus, 8845 nucleotides. Lineage: Eukaryota; Metazoa; Chordata; Lepidosauria; Squamata; Colubridae. The record is from RefSeq and is a predicted model, not a curated record.